AGAGCUUUUGUUUCCUGCAGCAUCAGAUUUCUCCCAGCCCUCUCACUGACGUCUGUCACCCACCUACUGGUUUUUAAUUAACACUCACAAGAGCAGGGAUCAAUCACCAAGCCAGCCUGUAGCCAAAAGUGUUUUGCAGGUUAAAGGAAAAAUCAUUUCUGGUCUGAAUGCGUGGCUGGUAUAGCGGAACAACAAGGAGAAAACACAAGGAACAAAGGACAUACAUCCUCAUACACAGUACAGACGAAUUCCCUUUACUUCAGAAAACCUCAACCCAAAGCCGGCAUGUUUAUAACUGUGAAAUUUGGUGAAGAUGAAAAAGAAAUAUUUAAUCCUCAGUGCCGGAUUGUGAAUCUUGUGCAAAGCCUGAAAGAGAAAUGCAAGUGCGAACAUGAUGCUUGCAUUGAUCUUAUGGAUGAAGCUGGAAACCUGAUGAAUUUCGGCGAACAGGAAAAUUCUCCGGAAUUUGCAAGUGGUUGCCUCCGAGAACGAAGUACCUACAUUCUGGUGCGGGUUACCAAAACUGAAGGAUCAGAAACAAACAGAUAUGAAUCCCUGUUACAAAAUCUAGGACGUCGUCACCCAGACCUUGCAGAUCGUCUGCAGAAACUUUCAAAUCCACAGGUGAAGGAGAAAGACAAAGAGAGGCAACGGAAAAUCUCAGUGACCAAGAAAGCAUCACCAGUCAAGGAAAUGUCUACAGCACCAUCUGCCAGACAGAAGACAAUCACUGCAGGGAAAAAGACAGCUCCCAAUACCACCCCCAAACCUUCCUGAAGAUCUGACUAAUAUUUUCACAGAAUUCUAAAAUAAUCAAUAACAUAUAGGAAUAAACAAACAGUCUGGAUCAUGUUCCAUACGGGGCACUGAUGCACAAAAACAAUGUACUCUGCUGUCUAACCCUUCCUAAAGUGAAUACAUCACCAGUUUUGAACUGCUAAAUUACAUGAAUCACCAACAUGUAACAGAACACUAUUAGGACAACAUAAACAGACUGCCUAGCACUCUACACAAGCUUAUGUAAUGAAAAUAAAAUGGAGAAUGAAAUUG
Molecule: messenger RNA, 1050 nt
Organism: Protopterus annectens (West African lungfish)
Lineage: Eukaryota; Metazoa; Chordata; Ceratodontiformes; Protopteridae
Gene: CCHR4.PART0H22orf15
Product: chromosome chr4.part0 C22orf15 homolog
Exons: 5
Coding region: 286-777 (163 amino acids)
Source: RefSeq, a predicted model, not a curated record